This is a messenger RNA of Nematolebias whitei (Rio pearlfish), 1638 nucleotides long. It is a transcript of the gene ddx49, whose product is annotated as DEAD (Asp-Glu-Ala-Asp) box polypeptide 49. Lineage: Eukaryota; Metazoa; Chordata; Actinopteri; Cyprinodontiformes; Rivulidae. The record is from RefSeq and is a predicted model, not a curated record. Gene Ontology annotation, molecular function: RNA helicase activity; nucleic acid binding; ATP binding. The transcript has 13 exons. Bases 124 to 1557 code for a protein of 477 amino acids.
CGUCGCUGACGUCAUAGAAAUGGCGGAUAUGGAUUAAACACGAGGGUUUUUCAGAGUAUUUUAACCACUCCAACUGUACGAGGUGUUUCUUCAGGCUCGAAUUUACGAACAUAUAAGAGUGAAAUGGGUGACCUGUCGUCGCUGGGUUUGUCAGGCUGGUUGGUUCAACAGUGUAAACAUCUGGGAAUCAACAAACCCACUCCUGUCCAGGUAAACUGCAUCCCAGCCAUCCUCGAAGGUCAGGACUGCAUGGGCUGUGCCAAGACUGGCAGUGGGAAGACGGCAGCGUUCGUGCUGCCUGUGCUGCAGAAACUCUCCGAGGAGCCGUACGGCAUCUUCUGCCUGGUUCUGACUCCCACCAGAGAGCUGGCCUAUCAGAUUGCAGAGCAGUUCAGAGUUCUGGGGAAGCCUUUGGGUCUGAAAGAGUGCAUUAUCGUCGGCGGGAUGGACAUGGUGACCCAGGCUCUGGAGCUCUCCAGCCAGCCUCAUGUUGUCGUAGCAACGCCGGGCCGACUGUCCGAUCACAUCCGCAGCUCCGACACCUUCAGCAUGGCAAGGAUCAAGUUUCUGAUUUUAGAUGAAGCAGACAGACUGUUGGAGCAGGGCUGUACCGACUUCACCAAAGACCUGGAGGUGAUCAUGGGCGUCUUACCGGCCAAACGGCAGACGCUGCUGUUCAGCGCCACGCUUACAGACACCCUGCAGGAACUGAAGAACAUCGCCAUGAACAAGCCGUUCUUCUGGGAGAGCACGUCAGAAACGCGAACAGUGGAGGAGCUGGAUCAGAGAUACAUCCUCACACCAGAGAAGGUGAAGGAUGCUUACCUGGUCCACCUGAUCCAGACGUUUACAGAUGAGCAUGACGACUGGUCCAUCAUCAUCUUUACCAACACGUGCAAGAACUGUAAGAUUCUCACCAUGAUGAUGCAGAAAUUUAACUUUCCAACAAUCUCCCUUCACUCCAUGAUGAAACAGAGAGAACGAUUUGCAAACCUUGCCAAGUUUAAGGCCAGCGUCUUUAAAAUCUUGAUUGCAACGGAUGUCGCUUCCAGAGGUUUGGACAUUCCAACUGUCCAGGUGGUCAUUAAUCAUAACACCCCAGGGCUUCCAAAGAUUUACAUCCACAGAGUUGGACGGACAGCAAGAGCAGGGAGGAACGGAGUGUCGAUCACGCUGGUGACGCAGUACGACAUCCACCUGGUUCACUCCAUCGAAGAGCAGACGAAGACCAAGCUGAAGGAAUAUCCUGUGCAGGAGAAAGAAGUCUUGAAGAUCCUUACGCAUGUCAAUAUGACCCGGCGGGAGUGUGAGAUAAGACUUGAAUCAACGGACUUCGAUGAGAAAAAGGAGAUUAACAAAAGGAAACAGCUGAUCCUGGAGGGGAAGGAUCCAGACCUGGAGGCAAAGAGGAAAGCUGAACUGGAGAAGAUCAGGAGCCAGAAGAAGAAGUUCAAACAGAAAAUCAAGGAGAGCAUUCAGGGACAGAAAUCAAAACAGCUCAAAAAGCAACUGAUGAAGAAAAAACACAUUAAAAAGACAAAAGCAGAGGCUUCAUGAGACCUGCCUCAUGUAAAUACUGAAAAGUUGUUUUUAUUACCCAAUGCAUGUUGCUCCUACAAAUAAAUUUAUCCAACCUUC